Messenger RNA from Eublepharis macularius, 3283 nucleotides. RefSeq names its product NFKB inhibitor beta (gene NFKBIB). The transcript has 6 exons. Gene Ontology annotation, cellular component: cytosol. Gene Ontology annotation, molecular function: protein binding. The record is from RefSeq and is a predicted model, not a curated record. NCBI's taxonomy places the organism in Eukaryota, Metazoa, Chordata, Lepidosauria, Squamata, Eublepharidae. Bases 184 to 1272 code for a protein of 362 amino acids. Gene Ontology annotation, biological process: cellular response to lipopolysaccharide; signal transduction.
CUCCCGGCCUGCCCUUGGGCCUGGCUCAGGCGUUCGCGGGGGAUUCCCGGGCGGCUGAAAUCCCCGUCCAUGGCCGCGGCGGCGCCUGCUUGAGCGCCAGCGGGGAGCGGACGGGGGGCUCCGGCGGGGCCCCCUCAUGGCCCUUCCGCCCCGCGGGGCUGCGCUGUGAGGCCCGGGCCAGGCAUGGCCUCCUCGCCCGCCUCAGGGCCGCCUGCCCAGAGCGGGCCGCGGGAGCCCAAGCGGCUGGAAGCGGCGGGCGACGAGUGGUGCGACAGCGGCCUGGGCUCCCUCGGCGAGGGCCAGCUGGGCUCGCUGCGCGGAGAGGUCGCCGGCCUGGCCGCCCGGGGGCAUGAGGAGGCGCCGCCCCGAGGGGGCGCCCCCAGCCCCGCCAAGGACGACGACGGCGGCUCGGAGCGCCUGGACUCGGCCCUGGGGGACUCGCUGGCCGGCGACGAGGACGUGGGCGGGCUGGCCGAGGGCGUGGGCGCCGUGCGGCUGCAGGGCCAGGAGGCCGCCGUGGCCCCCGAGGCCUGGCUGCACCACGUGCUGGGCUUCGUGACCGAGGACGGCGACACAGCCCUCCACCUGGCUGUCAUCCAUGAACACGAGGCCUUUCUGGACUCCAUCCUGCAGUACACGGAGGGGACAGAUUAUCUGGAUAUUCAAAACGACCUUGGACAGACAGCGCUGCACAUUGCAGUCAUCCUCGAUGCUUCUGAUUUCGUUGGCAAAUUAGUGUCAGCAGGAGCGGGGCUGUGCGUGCAGGAGAAAGGUGGACACACUGCCCUGCACUUGGCGUGUCGCGAAGGGCGACGGGAAUGUGCGCAGCGCCUCCUGGCUCUACCUGUGUCGCAAAGGCCCUGCCAUGGGAAUGGCUUCCGGGCCCAGCUAGACUGCACCAAUUACGAUGGUUACACACCUCUCCACAUUGCUGUUUUGCGGAAAGAUUUGGACAUGGUCAGUCUCUUAAUUGCAGGGGGAGCUGAUCUCAACAAACCGGAGCUGAGCUGUGGACGGAGCUCCCUUCACUUGGCAGUGGAGUCGCAGAACCCCGAGGUGGUGGAGCACCUGCUGCGGGCCGGAGCUAACCCAGAGGCCCGCAUGUAUGUCGGCUACACACCCAUGUACAGUGCCGUGCAUCGGCCCAACCAAAAAAUCCCACAGCUGUUGCGGGAGUUUGGGUCAGAAGAGCCCGACUGGGAGUCGGAAGAGAGCCUGGACAGUAACAGCGAGGAGGAGUACGACGACAUUGUUAUCAACAGUGGGCGUUAGAAGGCCAGCAGAGAGAAUCUUUGUCGCCUGGGACUCAAUCCAUUCCACAUGCAACAUUGAACCCGCAACAGCUGACUGUGAUUCCCGUAGCAACUGUAUCUUCACUGUGAGCUUGAUAUGAAUUAUUUAUAGGGGGUAGGGGGGCAGCUGUGUCGUCGCUGGGGAGCAGUUCCUCACACCCCAUUCCGACUGGAUUUCUCCCUCAUUUUGUUCUUGUAGUUUUAAAGGAUUUCUAUUAGUUAUUGUCCAAAAUUAAAAACCAUUGAGGGGUGGGGAGUUACUGUGAUUGCAUUUCUGAUAAAUUCCUAGCAUGAGUCUUUCCUCUUCCCCACUCCCCUCCCACUUUGUGCCUGCUUGAGAAGCAAGAAGAAUCCAAGCUCUGUCUUGCCCCUGCUGCCAUCGUGUCAGAAACUGGAAGUGGUAACUGGUUCCAGGGCCACAGUCUGGAUUUUUGCACCACUCUGGUCUUUAAGCCUUUUAAAAGGCUCCUUUGCUAGUUUGCAGUCCAGCAAUAGGUUCAGUCACCAUAGCCUUAAUCCCAAGUGAUGCCUCUCACAAUAUGGAUGUAGUGGGGGUUGAAAUGUUUCCUUUUUACCCAGUGAAAAGCUUACAAGGAGGCUGCUCUGGUCUUUGCCAUCUCGCACCCCACCAUGUGAAUCACUUCUCCUGUGCUUUGGCUCUUUAAGGCUUUCUAGAACCUCCCCUUUUCAAGGGUGCUGCCUGGAGGCUGAGCAGGGAACCAAAGUGGGGGGUGGGGAGGGGAGCAGAUGGCAAUUUCAUCUUGGCCCUCCCUGGGGCCUAGUUUGAGCAAGCACUUAUCUCCACUUCAUGAAGUGAGUGUAUCCUAUAGUUGCUAGGCAACCAAAGUGGUCAUUCUAGAGCUAAGUAAUGCACAAGCCUGGUGCCCUAUUGGAUUUGAGGACAGGGCUUUGGUUUCCUUCAAACCCCAGAAAGCAACUAGCAUCAAAUAGGGGCAGUUUCUCCUGUCUCCCCACCCCCGAGAGCUGAAAGUGUGGAUGCAGAGCAAACGGCAGGCCUCCUUCCCCUUGCUCUGCAUCCACAAUGGGUUUAUUUCUCCUUGGAAACUGCCAGCCGGUGGAAGCUUGAAAGAUAGCAAACCAAAGUGAUUUCUCUACUAGCCCCACAGUACUUCCUAUUAGUCCUCAAAGGUCAACCUAGAUCCUUAUUCGUGCUGGAGAAGCCCCCCCCCAACCUUUGUAGGCUGCACGGAAAUAGAACACCUGAACAUUCUUUUUCAACUGGGGGUGCUUCUGCAUUGGUCAGGUUUCAGCAGGUUCAGCACCGCACCCCUCACUCACUGUUAAUGCAAAGCGGUGUCAAUAUUAAUGCCAUUAUAUAUCACUUUGUCUGUCCUGCUAAGGACUGUCAGCUCCCCUCGCUCUUCCUGAGAAAGAUGGAGUCAUGCCCCCAAAGCAGGCAAGGAGAAUGCCAAACUGUGAUAUGAAAAGGAAGGAACUGAGUACCAGUUUCAGUCUCCUGUGCCCUCUAGCAGCAGGGCUGGCUUUGCUCUGUGGACUUUUACCAGGAAAAGAACUUAAAGAAAGGGAGGGGAGGGGUGAAGCAUCGUUGAAGGCCAAGUGGAUGGAGGGCGCCACCUGUCCCAGUUAAAGGCACAGUGACCAGGGUCUGCACUCGACCUCUUGCCCCUGCUGAGUGGGUUCUGGUGGAAGCUGCUGGCUGCCUUUUGCCAUCUCUGGGGCUCCGCUGUGCAUCUCGGAGCUAGUCCUUUGACACCUCCCAUCUGUAUCUUCAGCAGAGAAGAGGGAACAGUUCCAUGUUACCUUCAGUCUUUGAAUUCCUCCCCACCACUUACCCUCUUCCGGUGUUUUGAUGCUCCCGUGUGGUUUUCCCUGUGACCUGUUAGUUUAAUCUGCGUCUGUGACUUGGUUCUGUCUCCCUCCCCUCCCCUCGCUCUGCCAUCCUUCCAUGUGUAGAUUGUGUGAUGGAAGUCUUGGACCUGAUCAGAUUAAAAGCUGUGGAUUUCUGUGUG